AACAGGCCAAGAUGGAGAGUCCAACUGCCACGGAAGACUACAACCUGAUCACUGAAUACAAAUAUGGCGACUCAACGCCGUGCCAUAAGGAUGCCGUGAGGGCCUUCGGGUCCCAGCUGCUGCCACCCUUGUACUCCCUAGUGUUCAUCAUCGGCGUGGUGGGCAACAUCCUGGUGGUCCUGGUCCUCAUGAAGUACAAGCGGCUCCGAAGCAUGACCAGCAUCUACCUGCUCAACCUGGCCCUCUCAGACCUGCUCUUCCUCUUCACACUUCCCUUCUGGAUUGACUACAAGGUCAGAGACACCUGGAUCUUCGGCGAUGGCAUGUGUAAGCUCCUGUCCGGCCUCCAUUACAUGGGCUUGUGUGGUGAGAUCUUCUUCAUCAUCCUGCUGACCAUCGACAGGUACCUGGGUAUCGUCCAUGCCAUGUUUGCCAUUCAAGUCCGGACUGUCACCUUCGGCAUCAUCACCAGUGUCAUCACCUGGGCCCUGGCCAUCUUGGCUUCCAUCCCAGGCUUGUACUUUUCCAAGACCCAGUGGGAGGUCACUUACCACACCUGCAGCCUUCAUUACCCCCAUGAAAGCAUGAAGGCCUGGCAGCGCUUUCAGGCUCUGAAGCUGAAUGUGCUGGGGCUCAUCUUGCCGCUGCUGGUCAUGGUGUUCUGCUACACAGGCAUCAUCAAGGUCCUGCUCCAACGACCCAAUAAGAAGAAGGCCAAAGCCGUCCAUCUGAUCUUUGUCAUCAUGAUCAUCUUCUUCCUCUUCUGGACCCCAUACAACCUGGCUGUGUUUGUUUCUGCUUUCCAGGAGCACAUGCUCACCAAAAUAUGUGAGCAGAGCAAAGAGCUGGACUUGGUCCUACAGGUGACAGAGGUGAUUGCCUAUACUCACUGCUGUGUCAACCCUAUCAUCUAUGUCUUCAUGGGUGAGAGGUUCCGGAAGUACCUGCGCCAACUUUUCCACAAGUAG
Molecule: messenger RNA, 968 nt
Organism: Chinchilla lanigera (long-tailed chinchilla)
Lineage: Eukaryota; Metazoa; Chordata; Mammalia; Rodentia; Chinchillidae
Product: C-C chemokine receptor type 1-like
Exons: 1
Coding region: 12-968 (318 amino acids)
Biological process (GO): immune response; chemotaxis; inflammatory response
Cellular component (GO): membrane; cytoplasm
Molecular function (GO): chemokine (C-C motif) ligand 7 binding; chemokine (C-C motif) ligand 5 binding; C-C chemokine receptor activity
Source: RefSeq, a predicted model, not a curated record